AUGGAGAGGCCAAAAAUAACGCCGUGGAAGGAACUUUCCCAGCUUGUCUCAGUUCGAGAGCAGUUUUAUCGCAAGUCAGACGAUGGCGAAGAUUGCCGGGCCAAGGCUUGUUCGCUGGUCUGGGUAUGGAAGCUCAGAGGAAAUCUGCCCCAUGCAGUUGAGGCCACUGCCCUACUGACGGACGCAAUACUGCACGACGAUCCGGAAAAGAAUUCCAUAUUCUCGAUUCGUGCUGCCUACUCUUUGGCUUUCUGCAGAUUUGUAACUGGUCUGGUUGACUCAAAGCUGCAUGGCCCGAAACAGUCUAUGUAUCAAAAGGCAAUGGCCGUUGGCGUGCCAGCUUCGUUUGUAGAGCUGCGCCAUGAAGCUACGCAUAGGGACUUGCCGUCUCUCGUGGUUUUGAGAGAUGCUGCUAGAAGGUCAAUGGACUGGCUCUGGGAAUUCUACUGGAAUAAAAUCGACAAUGGCAGCCGCUGCAUAUGCGAACCUGCUAAAGACUCAGGUAUCAGCGAGAGCGAAAAAUCGGAUAUCGUGCUAGGGACUGUAACCUCUAUGCUGCAUCCGCUUAUAGAACAUAUAUAUACGACAACCAAAGGUGGCCGACCAAGGAACAGAGCACGGCAGCAGUCAGGAGUGAAAUUGGACAUCAUUAGGGACAUCAGCACCCUAUGUUGUAGAGAGAAAAUAGCUGGAGACUUACUGGUGCAGAUCUUAUUAGAUCAAGAUUGUGGUUACCUUACUUCAUGCGCUCACGGUAACUCUUACAACGAAAAGGAUAAAGAAACCCAGUCACCGUUCAGUGCUUGGGAUGAUGUAUUGAGGGAGUUUAGCCGUUCCUAUCAGCCGUUCCUUACUUUGUUGGUGGAAGGAAUAGCUACUAUCUUGGUCUCUGCCGACUCAAGGAGUUUUCGCAACGUUGAGAAUCGGGAUGCACUAGACGGGAAGAAAUACGAGGAAGACCUGUUUUUGUGGCUAGAUCAUAUUCUUUCUGGGGCAGUGUGGGAGCCACUACGCAAUCAAUACCUCGUCUUGUCCCACGUUAGAGCUAUCUGCCGUGUACCGGGCUUAUCUGCAGGGUUUUGGGCUGAGGAGAUAGACAAGAUAUUACCAGAUGAAUAUACCGCUCCAACCCGCGUCAGUGAUACACCAGGGGGUGGGAAAGCUGACUCCUCCAAGCUGCCCGCAGCCCCAGACGCCGCGAUUGAUCCAAAUUCGGACAUAGCUGUGUUACGGAACUACGGGUGGGAUUUUGGACAGAAGAUAUCAUGCAGGCCCAUAGGAAGUAUUGACCCAUCUUAA
Molecule: messenger RNA, 1299 nt
Organism: Nannizzia gypsea CBS 118893
Lineage: Eukaryota; Fungi; Ascomycota; Eurotiomycetes; Onygenales; Arthrodermataceae
Exons: 4
Coding region: 1-1299 (432 amino acids)
Biological process (GO): maturation of 5.8S rRNA; maturation of LSU-rRNA
Cellular component (GO): Las1 complex; preribosome, large subunit precursor
Molecular function (GO): endonuclease activity
Source: RefSeq, a predicted model, not a curated record